Molecule: messenger RNA, 762 nt
Organism: Microthlaspi erraticum
Lineage: Eukaryota; Viridiplantae; Streptophyta; Magnoliopsida; Brassicales; Brassicaceae
Source: the annotation of a GenBank genome assembly
AUGCACUUGGCCAAAUUGUUCUCUUAUCACAUGGAAUCCUACAAGGAGCUCACUUGCGAGUUCUUAGCUUCAAUGAGGUACCACAUGUACGACGAGGAAGAUAGAGCUGAUUUGGACCAAGGAUUGGGAUGGAUCACGUUCUUGGCUAAGGGAGAGAAGAGAAUGGUGACCUUUAGGCAGUUGGAGAUCUUAUUUGGGUUCAACUAUGGAGAAGGUAUUAAGUGGAACUUCAAGGAGAAGGAACUCCAAAGGGUUUGGGCUACAAUCGCUGAUGGAGAGUACUCUUCCUCAAGGUCUAAGGCUGCUCAAAUCAGGAGCCCAGUAUUGAGAUAUGUGCACAAGGCACUAGCCAACACCUUCUUUGCAAGGAAGGCAACCGGGACCAUUAACGAGGGGGAACUCAAGUUUCUUGACAUGGGAAUCAAGCCCAUUCUCUCACGCACAAGCGAUGGCAAGAGGAUCAGGGGAGAUAGAUCCAACACAGGGAACUUGAUGCCUUUCCUUGAUCAUCUCCUCACCUACAAGACCACAGCCUACAACACUAGACAUCAACGAGGGAGGCGCCUAAGUGUUGGAGGGCUCAUCACUCCUAUCUUGUGUGCUGCUGGAGUGAACCCAACUGAUAAGAAAGCCACUGAACCAGGUUGGAUGGACAUCAAGUUUUGCAAGACAACCUUCUCAUUGAGCACAAGGAGUUGGAUGGGAGGUUCCAAUUCAAGUUCACCAUCCAUUGGCUGGCCCUUCCAAGCUUCUCCUGCCUAA